AUGGCUGCUCAAGCAAACGUCGCCGACACAAUCAAGCAGCUGAAUGCUGCCCGGAACCUUGCCCUCGCCGACCCUGCUCUCUAUCCUCAAGUCGUCCCUGGCCUUCUUCGAAUCGUGGGCGCUGAUGCCAUCCUCGAAUUGAGAAGAUGGGGCGCCGACUUCUUCGCCGAAACAUUCGCAUCUCCCGUGCUCGCCCAGGAACACAAGCAGAGCUUAGGUCUACAGGUCCUGGACACACUCAAAGCUUUUCUCGAGCGCCCCAAUGAGGACACUGCCGUCAUCAAAAGCGUAGUUCAAACGGCCGCGAGCAUCUACCCUUUCAUCUUCCGCCAGACUGUCACAAAUCCCCAGGAUCCCUCACCAUGGCAAAAAAUGGCUGCUAUCAAGUCGAGCAUUCUGCGUAGGAUGCACAACGCUCCUCCUGGUAUUCACAUUUGCUCGGUCAAGUUCAUUCAGAGAGUGGUUCAGGUCCAGACUCCCGGCUUGAUCGCGGAUCCAAGACGGCCUGAACAAAAUGAGGUCUCUCUUGCUCUGGUCCCCCGCGAUCAUCCCGUCAUGUCUCCUUCUACAUUGGAAGCUGAAGCCUUGGGUUUGCUCGACAGGUUACUCGGCGUAUUGCAGGACAACAGCACCGAUGCCUUGCUUGUAACCGCUACUCUGAACAGUCUCGGUUCUUUGGUCAAGAGCCGUCCUUCUGUCGCCAACAAGAUCAUCUCAACCGUCCUCAAUUACAACCCCUUCAAGCUCGCUACCACAACACCUGUCUCGCCAACUCACAAGGUUAUGAUUCGAUCCAUGACUCGCACGACAACUGCUUUCUUGUUGAACAUCAUCAAAAAGAACCCCAACCACCCUCUCGCUGGUCGCAUUCAACAAUGUAUCGAGAGACUCAGACAUAUGCUUAUAGAGGUGUUCGAUGAAUCAAGCCGUAAGAGGGCGGCUCCUGCCGAGCCCACUGAUGGUCUGUCUGAGGCAAAGCGACAGCGUCUCAGUGCACAAGUGCCGCAGCCCAGUUCUCCGACUUCUCAGAUUCCGCCGCUACCACAAGGACCUAUCAGCCUUGCACAGCUUUUCACUCUUACGAGUGACCAGGGACUGCGGAACUUUGAUGUAAACGUGAUUCCUUCCAAUGUUGUUUUGAGCAUCGUGGCACCACUUUUGAAAUCUAUAGAUAAAGCCAAAAUGGACGCUGCUAUCAACGCUGUUCAAGUAAGAUACUUGUCCUUGGCUGCGAGGCCCGUCACGGCUUCGAGUGCUGCUCAAGCAGUUACAGGUACUGGCCCCGCUCAGACCGACGAAGACGAGGACUAUGAGCCUGGUAUGGAAAGUACAGACCAAAUCACCAACAAUCUCGAUCAAGCUCCUCCAGAAAACGACCGAGCUCCGGUGUCUUUGGGACCGUUCAAUCUGCCUCCACCACCGCCAUUGACUGCAGAACAGACUGCGGAGUAUAGCAAAGGGGCUGUCAAUCGCGUAUUUGGCACCUUGAGCGCAAUGGACCAAUCUGCACCGAGUAAAACUCACAAACCUGGGUUCAAUCGUCUCGCGGCAGCCAGCCACGAUCGAGAUGCCUGGAUCACGAUUGUCACUCGUCUUGCCACACGCGCUCCUGCUGGACUAGAUGAUAGCAAGCUCAAGUCCGAGUCGAGCAGUCUAUCGAAAGGCAGGUUUUCACUUAAUGACGCCGUACGGGAUUCAUUAUACUUGUAUGUCGUCGAUGAUUUCCGAAAACGCAUCGAUGUUGGCAUCUCCUGGCUCAACGAGGAAUGGUACAACGAUCGUAUACAGAAGCAACAAAACGAGGGAGCAGAGUAUAUUCCGGAGCACUACGAGAAGUGGAUGCUCAAGAUUCUAGAUGGAAUCGUACCUUUCCUGGACGCCAAAGACAAACUCCUCAUCAGGUUCCUUUCAGAGAUCCCCAGCAUUAACCAAGAUGUUCUCAAGCGGGUAGUCAGGCUUGCGAAGGAUCCAGAGAGAGUGCAACUUGCGGUUCAAGCGCUACAUUAUUUGAUUCUGCUCCGACCACCGGCAAGAGAGAUGGCACUCGAUGCUUUGGAAGAUCUCUACAGGAAUUACGACGAGUCGCGACCAUUGGUGACGAAAAUCAUGCCUAAAUUCCGACCAGAAGCGUUUCAGAAACUGCAAGAAGCGGUGGCAGCCUAG
Messenger RNA from Aureobasidium namibiae CBS 147.97, 2163 nucleotides. RefSeq lists its product as uncharacterized. The coding region runs from base 1 to 2163 and encodes 720 amino acids. NCBI's taxonomy places the organism in Eukaryota, Fungi, Ascomycota, Dothideomycetes, Dothideales, Saccotheciaceae. The record is from RefSeq and is a predicted model, not a curated record. Gene Ontology annotation, cellular component: mRNA cleavage and polyadenylation specificity factor complex. The transcript is spliced from 2 exons.